ACUCGCUGUAAAAUACUAUCUUUGGCAUAAAUUACAUGCGUGUAAGCAUACACUACAUUUGUGGAAAAAAUGGCAGCUGACGAAUAGAGAAAAGUGUCUGGAUCCUCAGUCGAUUUAACCAGAGAAAGACGGCACUUAACAGAACUACACAAGCACAAAGGCACACUGGGUCACUACCAUACACUUCGACUGUGUCACUGUUCAUCAGUCACCAUGGGCAAAACACCAAUUAAAGAUCCGAAAGAUGGCAAAAAGGAGAAACCAGGAAAGACCGUUCCACCAACAGGUAUAACUCCCUCAGCUCCUAAAGAUACCUUUAGCUGGGAAGAAUAUCUUAAAGAGACAUCUUCUAUACCUGCUCCACCAAGCUGUUUUCGUCAGGCUCGAGUUCCCCCAUCCAACGACUUCAAGGUGGGGAUGAAGCUUGAGGCCCAUGACCCUCGCAACUCCACAUCAGUUUGUAUAGCCACGGUUAUGGGUCUAACUGGGGUUCGUCUUCGGCUCCGCCUGGAUGGGAGUGACAACAGUAAUGAUUUCUGGAGGCUGGUUGACUCCUCAGAUAUUCAGCCCAUUGGAACCUGUGAGAAGAAUGGAGAUAUGCUGCAGCCUCCCCUGGGAUUUCGGAUGAACGCCUCCUCCUGGCCUAUGUUUCUCUUGAGAACAUUAAAUGGAGCAGAGAUGGCACCAGCAACAGCUUUUAAGAAGGAGCCUUUGAGGCCUCCUCAGAACAACUUUAAACCAGGCAUGAAGCUGGAGGCAGUGGACAAGAAGAAUCCGUACCUCAUCUGCCCCGCUACCAUUGGAGAGGUGAAGGGUGAUGAAGUAUUCGUCAUGUUUGAUGGCUGGCGAGGCGCUUUUGAUUACUGGUGCAAGUACGACUCCCGAGACAUCUUCCCUGUCGGCUGGUGCUCCCUGACUAAACACAGCCUCCAGCCACCAGGCAACAGUGUUACCCUGCCUAAGAGCCUGCAGAUCCUCACGGCGUCACCCUCCAAGCCCAACAGGCGGUCCAUGCAGUCCCCAUACCGACUCCCCAACCCUCUGCCCCCUCUGCCCGUCAGGAAGGGGGUCCGAGGCCGUCGACCCAAGAGUGAGACCAUCGCUCUCCUCAAAGCCGUGGCUGAGGCAGCUGCUGCCCAAAAUGACACCGUACCUGAAGACACACAGCUGGAACCUCGGCCCCACAAGAAAAGGGGCCCCAAGCCCGGAAGCAAGAGAAAGUCCAAGAUUUUCCAAAGCACCACACAACUGCCCAGCAUCCAGGUCCCACAAGAGAGUCCACCCAGUCUUAACUCUGUGGUUUCAACAGUGUGUGUGUACGUGAACAAGCAUGGUAACUGCGGUCCCCACCUGGACAGGAAGCAGAUGCAGCAUCUGCCAGAUCACUUUGGCCCUGGUCCAGUGAACGCUGUGCUGCAGCAGGUGGUCCAGUCCUGUAUAGACUGUGCAUACCAGCCCAAAGUCCUUCUCAGUGCACUGCAGACCCACUCAGGGGGAGGCGAGAUCGUUCGAGUGAGAACAGAUGGUGGAGUUUGUGUGGUCAAACUGCCCUCAGCGUCCAGUGCUUCCUUUGUGCUGCGGUUCUUGGAAACAAUGUGUCGUCACCUGCAAUGCGACAACCUGUUCAGCAGCCAACCGUUCAGCCACUACACUGCGUACGACAGGACAAAGUCAGUAAAAGAAGAGGCAUUGGACAUUCCUUCUCUGGCUCGAGGCAGUAAACGGAGUCUCUCUGGAGUCUCUCCACCAUACGCAGCCCCUUUGUCACCCAAACAUUUACGUACCGAGGCCCACCCUUCAGAAGCAGAGACCCUGCCCCAUGAAGAGAAUGGCCUAAUAAAGGAGCAGCGUUACAUGGACUCGGCCUCAAACUCCAUGACCCCUCGACCCCAGACAGCGAGGAGUUCCUCCGAGUACCACUCCCAGGCCAGCAGCCUCUAUCACCACGGCAACGCCACACCCAUGCGCCGCCUGUCCUCAAACCCUGCAGAGCUCAGCUCCACACAGCCCCUAAGAAGAGUUGAAGCAGCCAGUUCUACUACAGGUCCAGAGGUGUCUGAGCGGGAGCAGCAUCCCAGUAAAAACCCAUCGUCCUGGACCAUUGAAGAGGUCAUGCAGUUUGUGAGGGAUGCUGACCCCACAGCGUUAGCUCCACAUGCAGAACUAUUCCGAAAACAUGAGAUCGAUGGAAAAGCCCUGAUGCUGCUCCGGAGCGACAUGAUCAUGAAGUACAUGGGUCUGAAGCUGGGGCCUGCGCUGAAGUUAUGCCACCACAUCGAGAGGCUGAAACAAGGCAAAGUGUAACAGGAAACACCGCCACCAUCUGUCACAGACUCAUGAGCAAUAAGCCUCCGGAGGGUCGGCGCCGGGACACCGGUCUCCACCGCCGCCACCGGCCACACCGAGGCUACGUGUUACUUCAGACUCCACCUCGAGGGACUCAAUAGAUGUUACAACUUUCGGAGUGGAGAAGUGUGCCGUGCAUUGCUGACACAUUACCUCAUCCCCUCAUCCGUGAACAAAAAGCUGUUCAAGUUUAACGGACACCAUUGACUUUAUGAAAUCCCAAAGGAAAAUAAUCCCCGUAGUGUUUACAUUGCAUAGCACAUGUGCACACGUGGACACAUUUUUUAAUGGAGAUGAAUCUUUUGAUCCUGGUUUUGGAUCCCCAAAGAUGGAGAAUGUUUCUUCUUAUAUAAUGUUUUUAUUAUUGUUGAAUUUCCAGUUAUUAAGGAAGGGUUGGUAUACUGACAAAAAGAAUCCAUCAGACGUUCUUACCCGUGCAUUUUCAAGAGGCUUUUAAUGCUUUUCGUGCCGUUUAGCUGUUUUCAGUUCAUGUUUAUUCACGUUUGCCUGAAAUAUAGGUACAUCUGCUUGCCUGAAGAAUGCCUCUCAGUGCAUUCCUUUUCGUUCACACGUCAGACAGAAGCUUUCAUUCGCUGGGACAUUUUCAGUAUCAACUAUUAAGGGAUCAUGUUGUAUUUUAGCAUUUUCAUUAGUUUUGCUGCAAAAAUCUACUGUGUCCUGUGUGCUGUGGCAUGCUGGAAAAGAAUGGCAUCAUGUAUCGUGUCUUAGCGAGCCCUAAGUUGCCUCCCACCGGCCUCCAUGCAGUUUUUAUCAAUGUCAAACCGUUUAUACCAAGUUAUCUGAGCCUGUAUUCAUUUCAAUGGACGGGUUGUUAAGGAAGUGAAAAUAACACAUUUCUAAGGGCUUUAUAUGCUUACUUUAUUUUUAUCAGUCAUAAUCAUUUAGUUUAGCUUCAUGGAUGCCUGCAACCUCAGUGUUGUCACUUUUGACCGUUGCAAUCACUGUUAGCAAUGAAAACAGAUGUGUAUAGUUUUAUGGGUUUAACCAUGAAUAUCAGCAACAGAAUGUACAUUUUGUAGAAACUUUAAUAUUUUAAGGAAAUCGUAUACACACGUUAGAAAUGUGAAGAGUCUGGACACGGUGAAUCUCUCCCAGUGGAUUCCAUUCUGCUUUUUUUUUAAUACUUACUGCAACGCUUUUAGUUGAAAUACUCAAUACUAGACUUUGCCUUGCUUUACCUAUAUGACAUUUCUCAGGUUUACGUGGUCUUUGUUAGUACAAGCUUUUGUAGCAUACUGUUUAUAAUAACACAUAACAGAAUUUUCCUGUUAUUCCCUCCUCUGAUAUAAAAGUACUUGUGCCAUAUGAUAUUCGACACAGGAUCGAAGUGCUGUCGAUUUCCCUCUUGCGUCUUCUUAAAGUACUUGAAAAAUACGUGUUGCAUAAAGUCACUUGUCUAUUAUGUCACAACAGAUAAACAAUCUGACCUGUGUUUAUGAUCUUGUGUAUUUUUUUAUAAACAAGACUACAGACAUGCAUGUGUUACAACAGAUUUUUUAAGUCUUUUGGGUUGAUUUUUUGUAAUCUUACCAGAAAAGUAACAUCACCAAACUUUGCUUUUGAGCUUAAUCUGAAAACAAAUUUUGACAGCCAUUCUGAAAACAUAUUCCAUAUUACCUCAGUACAUGUACAGAUUAAACUGUCAUCCAACAUGGUCAGUA
Messenger RNA from Sphaeramia orbicularis (orbiculate cardinalfish), 4028 nucleotides. RefSeq names its product sex comb on midleg-like protein 2. Gene Ontology annotation, biological process: negative regulation of DNA-templated transcription. The coding region runs from base 214 to 2304 and encodes 696 amino acids. Gene Ontology annotation, cellular component: nucleus. The record is from RefSeq and is a predicted model, not a curated record. Lineage: Eukaryota; Metazoa; Chordata; Actinopteri; Kurtiformes; Apogonidae. Gene Ontology annotation, molecular function: chromatin binding; histone binding. The transcript has 15 exons.